UUGCAGAGGCUAUGCAGGGAGGGUACUUAAUUAUAAGUCGGCAUGCGGCCUGGCGUUUAACUAGCGGCUUCUCGUGGGAAUGUUCAGUGAUGGAGAAGAAUCAAUUAUUUAUGGAGUAAAUUAGAUAUUGGCCUCGGCAUUACCAACAUGUCGCAUUACGUAUUGCCAGGCCAUUAAGGCUGUGGUUUUGAUUAAUGAUGUUAAUGCACAUGACCACAGCCACAUGCAUUCCACUCUCACCAAUAAAGCUGAACCUGUGCUUAAGCUAUAGGGCUGUUUAAGUUUUUUCCUGUUUUCCAUCCAUUUCUAACAUUGACUCUCUACUUUCUCUCCCUCACCCUCCGUCUCCCCCUAUUUAGGGAUUGAGCUUUGUCUGCCAGACUGGCGCUUUUCCAUGACUAUGGUGGCCAGUUUUCUGAUGGUGGCAGGGCAGCUUUUGAUGCCAGGAGUCGCAGCUUUGUGUCGUAAUUGGCCAGAUCGGGAUGACUGGCAGGUGCUCCAAAUCGUUAUAAUCAGCCCCUUCGUCCUGAUGCUGCCCUACGUCUGGAUUUUUCCUGAGUCUCUCCGCUGGUUGCUGGCUACCCAGCACUACAGAAGGUCCAAAGUAAUGAUGCUACGCAUUGCCAAGAAGAACCAGGUUGAUAUGACAACCGAGCCCAGCGGGGUUCUGAUAGAGUUGGAACAGGAACUGCACAAGAAACCCCAAAGGACCUGCAUCGUCAAGAUGAUGAGCACCAGGAACCUGUGGAAAAACAUUGUGGUGCUCUGUGUCAACUCGUUGACGGGCUACGGGAUCCACCACUGCUUCUCGCGCAGCAUGAUGGACCCUGAGGCUCGGCUGACGGCCAUGUGCCACACCGACUACUACACCAUGGCGGGCAUCGCCCUGGCAACUUGCCUGGCGGUGUGUCCGGCGGUGGCGCUGAUGGGCAGGCGGGGCGGGCUCCUCACCUUCAUGAUCAUCACCGCCCUGGCCUCGCUGCUGCAGCUGGGUCUGCUCAACCUGAUCGGGAAGUACAGCCUUCGUCACGACACAGUGCUGCGAGACACACUGAACCGGAAGUUCUCUGUGGCCUUCUCCAUCAUCGGCAUGUUCUCGUCUCACGCCGUCAGCACGCUCAGCAUUUUCUUCUGUGCCGAAAUCACGCCCACGGUCAUCAGGGGUGGAGGCCUUGGCCUGGUGCUGGCCAGCGCCGGCUUCGGCAUGCUCACCGCCCCGAUCAUGGAGCUCCACAACCAGAAGGGCUACUUCCUGCACCACGUCAUCUUCGCCUGCUGCACCCUGCUGUGCAUCAUCUGCCUGCUGCUGCUGCCAGAGCCGCGCGGCCAGCCGCUGCCCGAGAGCCUGGCAGACGGGGAGAGCUUCACCCGGCAGACCCUGCUGCGGCCCGGGGAGCAGCACCUCCUUCUGGCCAAGACAGACAGGGACUACUCCCGCGUGCACGACACGCCCAUCCAUCUCACGGCCACAGGCAGCGCCACCGUGGCAGCGGCCACCGCUCUGGCAGCGGUGCCCGCCUCAUACGCCCUGGCGACUGGAGGAGAGCUGCUCGACAACUGUGCCGUAACCAAUGGGGUGAAGGCGUCGUAGCGGAUAGCGGUCGGGUCACGCUGUUAAUCAUGUGGAAAAAUGUAACCUCUUAGCCUGUGGGGUUGAUGAGCUGGUAGGUGCCCAGGGAAUUACAUUUCAGAUUAAACCAAAAAAAAAAAGGAAAAA
Gadus macrocephalus (Pacific cod) is the source of this 1717-nucleotide messenger RNA. It is a transcript of the gene slc22a23b, whose product is annotated as solute carrier family 22 member 23. The transcript has 7 exons. The record is from RefSeq and is a predicted model, not a curated record. Gene Ontology annotation, cellular component: membrane. The coding region runs from base 395 to 1591 and encodes 398 amino acids. Gene Ontology annotation, molecular function: transmembrane transporter activity. Gene Ontology annotation, biological process: transmembrane transport. Lineage: Eukaryota; Metazoa; Chordata; Actinopteri; Gadiformes; Gadidae.